CGUCAUCAACACGCGUCCGAAAGCGUUCGAAUGAGUCUCACGCGCUCGGCCGAAGAAGACGACGGUUGGAAGCUGUAGUAUGCCUUUCGAACUCUGCAUUUCUUGUACGAUGUCUCAGUCUGAUUUCUAAUUUGUGCGAUUUCGCGCCUCGUAAUGCCACACGUAUUCACCUGUGAACGCGUGCGUUCGCUGCUAAGGUCAAAGCGCCUUGUAUUUCUGGGAUGCUCAAACGUUCGAGCCAUUUACAAGGACCUAAUAUGUUUGUAUCAUAGGAAUUCGCUCGUCCCAAAUGAUUUGCUCAAGCAAAAGAUGGAAGAAAGUUAUGAUGGAGAUCACCUGGUAAACCAUGGCAAGAAAUACAACGGCAGAGGUUACCUCGAAGAGCGCAUAUUCUGCGAUCCAGAAGUAACGAUCUACUUUUACUUUCUGACCAAGAUCUAUAGCCAGUAUGUGGAGACGAUCAUGGCACGCAUGACUGAUGCACCACCGGACGUUGUCAUCGUCAGCUCGUGCCUCUGGGAUAUCACGAGGUGGGGACCCAGGGGCGUCGACGACUACAAGAAAAAUCUGCACAGAUUUUUCUGGAGACUUAGGUGCGUCCUUCCCCAGAGUUGCCUCGUGAUAUGGCUGACUGCAGCUCCACUGUCCCAAAACAUGCACGGUGGAUUUCUGUUGCCAGAGCUUGAUUUCCUCAAGUAUUCACUCAGAUUUCACGUCAACGAGGCGAACUACUUCUGCAAACAGACCGCUGCGAAGUACGGAAUUGACGUAGUUGACAUUCACUACUACCUUCGUAUGAUGAUUGAAUACCGAGCUGAAGACGGUAUUCACUGGCAUCCUGUGGCGGUGCGUCUUUGCACCAAUCUCACGCUGACGCACCUUGUCUUGUCAUGGGGCAAGCAACUACCUAACAGUGACAGCUUCCUUACUAUAAGCGAGAAACAAUAUGCUUCAAUCAAUGCCAAUGACGUGUCUGAGGAGGAAGGGGCAGAAUGCAGCUAUCUUUAUGAUGAAUUGUCGCAGAGCAAGAUCUUUGGAAGUGAAGUAACACCACAAGAGUGCUGGUACGAUGACGUCUUUGAUUAUGAAGAAUUCGCUAAGACACAGGAGACGAACGAGGGCGGUGCUCUUACCCAGUGCGCAUGCAACGACACCCUCGGGUAUGGACACAUCAUGGAGCAUGGUUACGAAGUCAACGAGGAAGAAAACGGAACUAGCGUUUUUCGCGACCCAUUGGACAGCGACACCAUUGAUAUUAAUGAUAUGAUCAUCGUAGAGGAGAUCAAUGAAAGCAGUACCAUUGCUGAGCAUCCUUACAGUGGCAUCUAUGGUGGCAAUGAAAUAGAAGAGGAACCGACUGAAAGUGUUCUGUGCACUCAGCCCGAUGACAUCGUAUGCCAUGAUGAGGAAAAGGUGCCCUGUGAAGACACCCUUCCCACUGAGGGCGGUAUCAUCGCGGGAAGUACUGAAAUGGUUGACACAGAGCAUCUUACGCAGAUUCCGGCGUAUGAAGCCCAAGGACCGGAACCAAGCAAGGACACUAUUCUCCCUGAUCGUGAUGUCAUCGGGGGUGAUGCUGACAUUCAUCAGACAGAGGAUGAACGCAGUCCUCCCAUGCAGUUGUCGUUCAGGGGUACCGCAUCCGAUGAGGAACCAUGUGAAGGCACACUUCCCGUUGAGAACGACGACAUCCUGGAUAAUACUGACGCGGUUGACACAGAGGCAGCAAGGGAAAGUGGCCCUCCCCCAGAGUCCUCAUUCUGUGGCAUCUUUGGCAGCAAUGAAAUAACUUUGAAAAAGGAACCAAGAAAGAACACUAUUCUCCCUGAUCGCGAUGUCAUCGUGGGUGAUGCUGACAUUCUUAAGACAGAGGAUGAACGCAGUCCUCCCAUGGAGUUCUCGUUCAGGGGUACCACAUCUGAUGAGGAACCAUGUGGAGGCACACUUCCCGUUGAGAACGACGACAUCCUGGAUAAUAGUGACGCGGUUGACACAGAGGCAGCAAGUGAAAAUGGCCCUCCCCCAGAGUCCUCAUUCUGCGGCAUCUUUGGCAGCAAUGAAAUAAUUUUGACAAAGGCCGUCGAGCAACGAAAGCCAAACGGGCGCCACAGGAGGCACGGACAUCGCAACCGCAAAGGUUCAACUUCACAACGUGGAUUGGGCCAAAUAGGGCAAGUCCCGGAGUACCGCCACUGCCAGCGAGGUCUGAAUAGUGGUGACUUCUGUGCAGACGCCUCUGGUCCACCACAGCCAUCCACGUCGCAAAGUUGUUUGCAUGAACCAUUUGCUAUAGGCUCCGAGUAUCCCACAGGGCGCACCGAACGAGGUGGGCGCGCCGGCCGUCACCCUGGUAUGGCCUGUGUUAGACCAGUGCGGGGCGCCCGAACUCAACUACGGCCUCCUGGGCUCGCUGCUGUUAGAGGCCACUAUGCGGACUUUUGGCGGUGCCGACGUGAUCGACGAUGGCUGCGGUUAGCAGAUUCCGUGGUCGCCGAAUCACCGGCGGCUGUUACAGAAGCAGUACCACUGCGACACUUACGGGGAAUGCUUGCGCACACUGCCGUCAAGCGACGAAAGCCAAACAGGCACUGCGGGUGGCGCAGGCGUCCCGGCAACCAAGGUUCCACUUCACAAUGUGGAUCAUGCCAGCUAACACGAGUCCCAGAGUACAGCCACUGUCAGCCAGGUCUGAAGUAUGGGAGCGGUGACUUCUGUGAAGACGCGUCUGACCCACCACUACCAUCUACGUCGCAAGAUGGUUUCCAUCAAACAUGUGGUCCGGCUUAAUUUAACUUUAGGGCAGUAUUCUUUUGAGUAUAACACGCAUAAAGAACAUCGUAAUAGAAACGAAUUUUACUAACUCAACUGCGUAAUGUAGCAUUUACAAAGCCACAACCAGUUGUGGCCAAAACUUUGCCUGAUGGCUCGGCGCUCUUAGUGGGCAUGCAAGCGUACACUGUACAAAAGUAUAUAAAUAAAAAUAAGAUAAUGUUUGUGAUGCUCA
This is a messenger RNA of Dermacentor albipictus, 3004 nucleotides long. Lineage: Eukaryota; Metazoa; Arthropoda; Arachnida; Ixodida; Ixodidae. The record is from RefSeq and is a predicted model, not a curated record.